GGCAGUGGAACUCCUGAGAAUUUGCCAUGCUGAGUAAUAUGGCACCCAAGGAUUUCCUCACUUGGAGUCUCGUGACUUUGCUUCUGUGUCUUCGCUUUUGCCUGUGUCAAGAUGAGCACGUGGAGGUGAGCGGAAGAUCUAAUGAUCCAGUGGCCAAAGUUUUGCAAAGUCAUCACCAGACUGGCCACAAAGGUUCCAGCAGCAGGGAAUUGUUGAGACAGCGGAGUCGGCUUUUUGAGUGGACGGUUGAGGAGGAGGAUGGUAAUAUCCCUUCUACUGACCCAAAUGCCUUGAAACCAGAGGUAGAUGAUGUAGCACAGACUACCUCAGACAGAGUCCAGACUACGCACAGUGGACCUCAAAGCCCACCAGAAUGUGGCUGCCGGGGGGAUUUUGGAUAUCGAGCUUAUCAAGGCCCACCUGGUCCUCCGGGGCCUUCUGGAAUGCCAGGAAACCAUGGAAACAAUGGAAACAAUGGAGCACCGGGUACUGAUGGAUCAAAAGGUGACAAAGGAGACAAGGGGGAUUUGGGACCCAGAGGAGAGCGGGGCAACCAUGGACCAAAAGGAGAGAAGGGAUACCCUGGAAUUCCACCAGAACUUCAGGUUGCAUUUAUGGCUUCGAUGGCAACCCACUUCAGCAAUCAGAACAGCGGAAUAAUCUUCAGCAGCGUCGAAACCAACGUUGGGAAUUUUUUUGACGUAAUGACUGGUCGAUUUGGAGCACCUGUAAAUGGGGUGUAUUUUUUCACCUUCAAUAUGAUGAAGCACGAAGAUGUGGAGGAAGUGUACGUUUACUUAAUGCACAAUGGCAAUACAGUUUUCAGUUUAUAUAGCUACGAAUCAAAAGGGAAAACGGACACAUCGAGCAACAGCGCAGUCCUUAAACUUGCCAAGGGAGAUGAAGUUUGGCUGCGGAUGGGCAACGGGGCGCUGCAUGGAGAUCAUCAACGCUUUUCCACUUUUGCGGGGUUUCUUCUUUUCGAAACAAAAUAGAUGAGAGCUUAAACCUAAAG
Molecule: messenger RNA, 1015 nt
Organism: Euleptes europaea (tarantolino)
Lineage: Eukaryota; Metazoa; Chordata; Lepidosauria; Squamata; Sphaerodactylidae
Gene: C1QTNF3
Product: C1q and TNF related 3
Exons: 6
Coding region: 27-995 (322 amino acids)
Molecular function (GO): protein binding
Source: RefSeq, a predicted model, not a curated record